AUGACUGAAGUCUUCAAGAACCUCAAGCGCAAGGUAGAGUCCGAUGAGGAUCGUGUCAACAAGCUCGUGAAACUGGCAAAACUGAAGCCUACGACCGCCAUCGUCGUCAAAUUCAAUGACAACACCAAAGACUCUCGAAUCGUGCACAGGCAGAUUGUCUGCAGUCACUCACCCUGUAUCAAGCGCCUAGUUCCUGCACGCAUCAGCUACGACGACUAUCAGAUCGUCGACUUGAGAUUCCACGAGAUCACUCCCACUCAGUUCGACGUCUAUGUCGAUUGGGUGUACGCUCAACAAACCGUUGCCCUGGACGGAGCUAUCGCCCUGCUCGCUGAUGAGCAAGCACCCAAGGACUGCAAGAUGGCCGAGCACAUCGACCACAGGACCAUGCACGUCCUCGCCGACCUCUGGAACGUCGGCGGUAAGCUACAAGACUCUGACUUCCAGCGCGAGAUCAUCAAAGCCAUCUGUCGAGUCCCAAUCGAGUCACGCGUCUCGGCGACGAAGUGCAAAGUUCUUCGCGGCGUGAUGCUGGGUGGCACAAGCGCUAAGUCAACUCUACGUCGAGUGUGCCUUGAUCUGAUGGAGCAUCGCAUUGCCAGCGUGGAAGACGCAGAGCUGAAAACAUGGACAAAGGACGUAGUGAUCGACCUCAUGAAGAGAUCGGCUGCGAGGGCUGAGGUUCCUGUCCCGGUCGCGGAGAUGUAUGUGGAGCCAGUCGCUGCUCCAGUUGCGGAGACCAGCUAA
Fulvia fulva is the source of this 747-nucleotide messenger RNA. RefSeq lists its product as uncharacterized. Bases 1 to 747 code for a protein of 248 amino acids. Lineage: Eukaryota; Fungi; Ascomycota; Dothideomycetes; Mycosphaerellales; Mycosphaerellaceae. The record is from RefSeq and is a predicted model, not a curated record. The transcript has 2 exons.